This is a messenger RNA of Megalops cyprinoides (Indo-Pacific tarpon), 2478 nucleotides long. RefSeq names its product zinc finger protein 512B (gene znf512b). The coding region runs from base 53 to 2380 and encodes 775 amino acids. NCBI's taxonomy places the organism in Eukaryota, Metazoa, Chordata, Actinopteri, Elopiformes, Megalopidae. The transcript is spliced from 17 exons. The record is from RefSeq and is a predicted model, not a curated record. Gene Ontology annotation, molecular function: zinc ion binding.
GGGUGACUCCAACAUUCCAGUGCCUCAGUGCCCUUGUCUGUGACCUGUAGGCAUGGAGACGUCCAGUGGGACCCGGCUGGGGAAGCUGCCCUCAGGUGUGACCAAGGGUCGACCUGCUAAGCAGUCCCACCUGCCUGAGGCUGCCAGGACGGUGGGGGCCGAGGAUGGCAAGCAUGGUUCUUCCUGUAAUGAGAAGGCUGAGGGUAAGAAGAAAGGACGCCCCCGAGCUGAAAUCCAAGAACUACGGAGCAUUCCUGCCGCCAUGAUGAUCCAGUGGAAGGAGGAGUUCAAGAGUCGCUCCAGAGUCAAGUGUCCCUGUUCGGGCUGCUGGUUGGAGUUUCCCAGCAUUUAUGGGCUCAAGUACCACUACCAGCGCUGCCAGGGGGCAACCAUCGCGGAGAAACUGAGCCACAGCUGCCCGUACUGCGAAGCGGUCUUCGCCUCCAAAGUCCGACUGCAGAAGCACAAGAUCUGGAACCACCCAGAGAGGGUGUCACAGGAGCCCAAAGCCGAGCCCAAAGCUGAGCCCAAACUACAGAAGGCGACAGUCAAGGGGAGUGCCAAGAAAAGGCCUGCUGAGAGCAUGGCCCAGGCGCCGGUGGUGUGCAAGGUGAAGCGGACGCAGGAGGCCCAGCCUCAGCCCUCUCAGAACGGCGAGUGUGCGCCGCAGAAGGCCGACAGGAAGCAGCACGCUGCGCAGCAGAGCACCUCCUCGGAGGCGUCACCCAGGACGCCCGGGGGCAGCGAGAGUGAGGGCAGCAGCCUCCCCCCGCCCUACCCGGAGGAGGACCCCGAGAGAACAAGGCACAGGAGGAAACAGAAAACGCCAAAGAAGUUCACCGGGGAACAGCCCUCCAUUUCCGGGACGUUCGGACUGAAAGGUAGCUCCUGCCUCUCAGCUCCUCGCAAGGGAAUGAACAAAGUUGAAGAGAAGCUAAAGUCUGGAAGAGCGAAGAAAGUGGACGGAAAUGUUUUUAAUGAGGAGCCCACAAGGAAACUCCAGACUCCAGUCCUGAAGAAAGACUCGUUCUCGCUGUGCUCUGGGAGCCCAGAGGCGCAGUGGCAGCACGCCAUCACUGAGAGGGGUGAGGUAGUGUGCCCCAACUGCUCCCUUGUCACCAGGAAGACGGUGCUGGGCCUCAAGAAACACAUGGAGAUCUGCCAGAAGCUCCAGGAUGCCCUGAAAUGCCAGCAGUGUCACAAGCAGUUCAGAUCCAAGGCGGGGCUAAAUUACCAUGCAAUGGCGGAGCACAGCAACAAGCCUUCGGGGAGCGAAGGCCAGGCGGGGGACGGUCAGGAGGAGAGAGAGAGGCUGCGCAGAGUGCUGAAACAGAUGGGGAAACUCAAGUGUCCCAGUGAGGGCUGCUCGGCACAUUUCUCAAGUCUCAUGGGCUACCAGUACCACCAGAAGCGCUGUGGCAAAGAGCUGUCCGAGGCCGACAAGCCUGUCUUCAAGUGCCAGCACUGUGGUAAAACCUAUAGGUCCAAAGCCGGCCGUGACUACCACCUGCGAUCCGAGCACCCUGCUGAUACCAUGACCGUUACUGCGACAAGAACAGAGCAGCCACAGCAGGGGGCAAGGAAACAGCAGGCCGUGGCAGAAAAGGCGCAGGAGGAGGAGCAGCAUAAGGAGGUGGAGAAGGAGAGGGAGGUGGAAGGGGAGGAGCUGGUGGAGGACUUUGAGAGGACGCCCAGUGGGAGGGUCAGGCGUCGCUCCGCCCAGGUUGCGGUCUUCCACCUACAGGAGAUUGCAGAGGAUGAGCUGGCCAGGGACUGGGGGAACAAGCGGCGCAUAAAGGACGACCUCGUCCCCGACACCAAGAGACUCAACUACACUCGCCCUGGGCUUCCAACAUUUAACCCCAAAACGCUAGAAAACUGGAAGAAUGAAGUCAAAGAGAAGGGCUUCAUAUGUUGUCCCAACUGUAGCUGUGAAGCUGUCUACUCAAGUGUUUCAGGACUUAAAGCUCAUUUAGCAAACUGUAACAAGGGUGGGGGAGCUGUGGGGAAGUACAGGUGCCUGCUGUGUCAGAAGGAGUUCAGCUCAGAGAGCGGCGUGAAGUACCACAUCAGCAAGACGCACUCUCAGAACUGGUUUCGUGCUGCUGGUCACGUGGCGCCUAAAAGCAAGAGGAAAGAGCUGCCGAAAGACUUAAAGAAGGACCCGAAGAGCAGUGCAACCGGGAAGAAGAGAGGACGCAAACCCAAAGAGCGCCCCCCAGAGGCCAGCCAAAAGGAAAAGGAGGGGCCUGUCCGGUCAGAGACUCAGAGCAUUGCGCACACCUUGGCCCCUGAACCGCCAGACCAGACCCUUAAAAGAGACACAAACAUCCCCACCAAGAGAAGGGGCAAGCCCAGGAAGAUGCCAGCCAAUGAGUAAUUUCUUCUGUACAAGACCCAGACAGGAUGCAUUCAACAUAGUACCCGUAAAAAAGAUAAUAACAAUAACAAUAAUGAGCUUUUUGCUUAGACAUGAAG